Radiomyces spectabilis is the source of this 1154-nucleotide messenger RNA. RefSeq lists its product as uncharacterized. The transcript is spliced from 4 exons. Bases 81 to 1097 code for a protein of 338 amino acids. NCBI's taxonomy places the organism in Eukaryota, Fungi, Mucoromycota, Mucoromycetes, Mucorales, Radiomycetaceae. The record is from RefSeq and is a predicted model, not a curated record.
UGUUAUGGUUCAAUAUGCUAUGCAGCUAAUUUCAAGUACACCUUCUGAUAUAUGCAAAUAAAACGUAGUAUCAUCAAUCCAUGACAAAUUUCUUUGAAGUCUGUGUGUGUUCUGAGUUUUGCUCGGGUUUCCCGGUGGGAAAUUGCGGCUUAGGUUUCCGAAACGCGAAAGAGUUUGGUUCAAGCUGGUUUUCUUCUUUUUAUUUUUUCGCCCUUAUUCUCGCCUUACCGUUCAUCGUUUUCAAUACCAUGUCAUCUUUGCCUUCCUCCAGAGUAGAAGCUAUAAAGAUUCUGAAAGAUGAAGCCGAUCGAAGAAUAAACGAUAUCCGUCAACGCGUCGAGUUCGUCUGUUCAUCUCUACGCGCCCAGGGAAACAUGCAGGUCAAUCAAUUAUUGCGUUCCGUACGGCAACUGAGCAUGGAGGAAUACUGCAACAGUUACGGUGCAGACACGCAAUUGUUUCUGAAGGAGCAAAUGCGAAAGCGUAAACUAGGCGACUUUAGGGCAGAAGCAAAGAGUCGCUCGAGGACAAAACGCGUGAAAUCCACGUCGGUCGAUCAAUCGUCCAACUUCAAAUCAUCGUCCGAACCUCGCUCCUCCAUCGAUACUACUACUUCGACGUCAAGCUCAUCGUCCAGGGAUGCCCAAAGCACUGAAACGACGACCCGACUCCGUCAACAAGACACCAAGUCAACAUCUGUCGAUUCCGAUGCAAGCCGAAACCAACCAGUGAUGCUUGGUAACCAACAACGUGAACAAAGCGACGCAGUGACACAUGAACCAACUGAAGCCUCAGCUCAUAACCAGGAGAGCGCUGCUUCUGCAAGUGCAGACGAAUCCAACAACGAGGAAUAUGAAAGUGGACCAAUCUUUGUGCAUCUUGCUCGUUCGAAUCAUCCUCGCGUUGCUAUUCAGCUGGAUCCUCAGCAAGAACUUGAAUCUAUCGGUCAUUUUGAAUUAAAAGUGGCAGAGGAGAUGAUUUAUCGGUUAAGCAACAAUCAACGGCGACGAUUGCGCGAUCAGAUUGAUGAUAUUCAGGAGCAACUAGACAAAUUGAGAUCGUAUACCUAUUCUACAUCGAAGACAGCUAAACGCUAAAAUUAUUCCAUCCUAUUUCGGUAAUUUUCGAUCGGCUAUCCGUGGUCUCCUUUUCGU